UUCAGUAUUCAAGCAGCCUUCUACCUAUUGUUUCUAACCGUACUGUCCUACGCACUCAUUCAUGGCUCAACUCAGGACGAUCCAAAUAAAUACAGUGGAAAAGCGAAUGGUCUCCGGUUGUUCUGUGAAAUUAUCACCAUUAUUUUUAUCAUGUUUUACUUUUUUGAGGAGGUGAACCAAGCAGAGCGGUAAGAUGGCUUAGUUUUCUGCAUAAUUUUCGUUAUACAGUGGAACCUCGAUAUAACGAAGGGCCAAGGUGCCAUAUUACGAGGUUUCGUUGUAGCGAGGACUUUGUUAUGUAGAGGUUCGUUGUACAUGUUGUAUCGAGGUUCCACAGGUUGAACCCACUGGCAGUGAAAUGAAAGUGAAUGAAAGUGAAUGAAAGUGAAUGAAAGUGGAAUAAAAGAACAAGUAGAAACAUUGUACAAAGGUUGUACACUCUGAAAGGGGAUAUUUCUCAAUUAGGGAUCUUUGGGUAGCUGGAUUUCAAGCAAUACCAUAGUCUCUUGAUCAAUUUGUUUUUGUUUUGUUGUGAGUAUACAUGAAAAAUUAGUUUUAUCAAUGGCGUUGAUAAAGUAAAUUUAUGUCGUGCCCAGCAAUCCUCGGCGCCUGUGCGUCUGUUGGCUCAGAGAUGCUUGACCGUGAAAGAACUGUGUACGAGAUUACGCAGCGUCACCUGAAAACCUGCUUGACAACGAUGCGAAAACACGACUUAUUUAUUUAUUAUUUAUUUAUUUAUUUAUUUAUUUUCGUCCUCUUCAGGGAGUGGAAAACCUAUUUCAAGGAUCCCUACAACUAUUUUGAUUGGCUGGGGCUUUUGUUGACGUUUCUUGUCAUUCCUCUACGGUUUGCUGAAGUCCAGUCUCAAUGGAGUGUCGCUGGACUCGGUUACCUGUUCAAUUUUCUCAGGCUCUUCAAGUUCUCUUGUGUCACCAGGUAUUUUAUAUUUUUACGAAUAGCAGCUCGAGUCAAGAGACUCAUGCUUCGUCCACACAUCAUUCCGCUGGAAGAACCCGUACAAACGAUUCGCUUACGUCUGUUCACACGAGGAAAAAUUAAAAUUAUACAUUAAGUCAUAAAAGAAAAGCCGGCUAUUGUGUAGUUCAAAAGGGCUACAGCGCUCAGUGUCUUCAGAUUUCAAGUGCCGGUGAAAAUAACCGAGACAACGAGCGGACUUUCAAGUAGCAUCGCAUUUGCGUUUAUUUAUUUUUAUAAGCUUUGCAACCGGCGCUUUCAGAACUGAAUUCAUCUUGCUAAUUGCGGCCAAAAAACAGGAUCUUGACGUACAACUGCAGGUUAAAUCGUACGCAAUUUUCAUUGUUACAGUUCUGAUUUUCCCUCGGAAUUGCAGCAUUUCUGCUCAGAUCCUCGCAUUUUAUAGAAAGUCGUCUUGACUUCGUGUUCCUGCUCUGUGAAUCGGGAAUCUGAUUCAAAGAUUGAAUAAGCAUUUCUUGACGAAAUUUUGCGCUUGUGUUCAAAAUAUCCUCUCGUAUGAAAAGGCAAAACAAAUGCAAUCUCGGCUCUUCGGUAAAAGCAUAGAAAAGAAAAAAUUAAGCCCUCGGAGAGAUUCGAACUCUCGACCCCUGGUUUACAAGACCAGUGCUCUAACCACUGAGCUACAAAGGCUUGUUGAGUAUGUAGGGCCAAUUUAUUGCUAUUUCUUGUUUGCGAUUUUUUCAAGAUUAUUCAUUGCAGUUGCAUAUUUCCAAAAGAGUACCCGAUCACCACGGAAAUUCUCUGACCAAAGCUGCGAAAUUCGACUACUAUUUACGUGUAAAGGUGUUAUGAAAGAAUUAGAAAACUCAUAGUUGAAGGAGAAUUUAAAAUCUUUUAACUUCCCUAUUUUGUUGCACAUCUUAAAUUCCAGGUUAAGUUUUGAUCGCGGUUAGACGUAAAAAACGUUUCUGGUUAUUGACGUGACGACACGUAGGCCAUAUUGUUAUACCGAAAACAUAAAACUGCGACCAUAUUGGAUCAACCCUGGGGGAUUACUCGCGUAACCACGAUCUUUUGUCUCAGUGAGUUAAGCUAUGCUAUACCGGAUAGCCGUUGGACCUGCACCAAAACCAUAUCCGAUAGAGCUUUUUUCACACUUUUCUGUAACAAAGCUGGACUGCGCCGCGCCGAUCUUGAAAGUGAAUCGUCACAUAUCGGAUAAGUUACUGUGCCACUCUUUAUAGCAGUGUCAGUAGCUGGUUUUUUUUCCUCGUAUCAGGCCGGAGUAUUUUUCCUGUAGAUAUAAUAAGCCAUCCGGUAUGGUGUAGACAAGGCAGCCUAACUUAACCGCUCGGCCGAUCAUGUGCUAGCCUGCGAAAACAGCCGUCUUUCUUGUCUUCUCGCCGAUGGGGACGGCUAAUCGUGUGCCAAGUAAAAACGCUACAUAUCAAAUGCCACGAGAAUGAAUGGGUUAGUUUCAAUAGAAACUGUGGGACUGUUUGUGAGAGAGUGAAAGAAAUGUGGCGGUUUAUCAACUGAGUUUAUUAGGUCAAUUUACCACCAUAAAAAGACUUUUGAACUAACUUUUCGCGCGCUUACUCUUCGUCGGAACCAUGAGACACUGCCUUUAAUCGGACAUCUGAUUCUGAAAAGUGGAUUUAAAAAAAAAAAGGCACUGCCCUUUCUGGCCUCCAAGCAAGUUUUUUUAAUGCGCAGUUUUUUCCCAUAGAACCACAGGCCUGUACACCAAGACUCUGGCAAGGAUAAUCUACAGGGACAUAACUCGCUUCGGUGUGGUGUUUGUUGUUGUGUUUCUUGGAUUUUGCGGUGCCAUGUACAUGGCACUGAGAGCUACAAAUUCGCAAAAUGUUUUUAGGUAAGACGGUGUUUAGUAAUAAACUAGCCUAGACCACUUCUUUUAACCAUUAUCAGUUAUAGAAGAAGCCUUUAGGGAAAAAAGUAGACUUGCUACAAGUCGACCUCUCCAAACUCUAGAAAAUCGAGGGAAGCGAGCCUCAAUUAGAUCACGCAGCAACCGAGCGAGCGUCAAAGUCGCGAACCAACCAGGAAAAAAAAUAAAGGACUUUCAGAAAGUUUACGAAAAAAUAGUGCAUGCGGGAACUCGCGUGAAGAAGCACAAGAAAGAAAUAUUUUCUUCCUAAAUAUUUAUCGAAAUAUUCACUUGUACUUCUCAACGACUUAGAUUAAGUUUCUAGUGGAAACCAUCGUUUCAUCAAGGUGACCACUGUAAGUCCAGUAGCUCCUUGAUGAUGAUGAUGAUGAUAAUGAUGAUGAAAACACUGCCCCUGAAUAUGUUGCUUGUGUCUAUACUUAUUGCGUUUGAACCACUCAUAGGCUGAUUGUGGCACAUGACAGAAUUUGUUGAUUAAGUGAACUCUUCUUUUUAUUUUUGGCUUUUUUAAAGUAAUUAUGCUUGGCUGAUGUUGGCUGCCAUUAGAGCUCUUGUUGAACAACAGCCAGCUGAGGAAGACUACAGUAAAUUCAAGUAAGGUUCUCUUCUAUAUUCGUUUUUGGGUUUGCUUGACAUAUUUUCUUGUAGUUAUACUUCAUGUAGAUGAUAAAUCUUACGAAGGGUUUGGCAACAAGGCCUUUCGUAGAUGGUUUUUGUGUAGCAGCUUGCACUUUCAUUCACAGUUGGCCGUCGGAUUUCGGGUAGUUUUUUGUCGGUUCUUCAGACAGUUGGUCAGGUUACUUGCGAUCUCGUUCAAAACACAACGUGUUAGGAAAGGACGACAUCUCACAAUCCCAGAAUUCUUCCCAAUAAAUUAAUGCCUUGUCGCCCGUUCGAUAUUUUUGACACAGUUUGGUCAAGCUGUAUUUAGCCAAACAGUCCCCAAUCCUCUCUAAUCAAUUAUCUUGAGGUGCUUAAGUCGAUUGUUUUUUACUAAUCAUGGUUGUCAUUUUCUUUUGUAUGCCUUGUUAGCUGGCUGGUAAUUCUUAUUCUUCUCGCCUACAUGGCAUUGGUAAUUGUGGUGCUACUUAAUAUUCUCAUCGCUCAGUUAAGCUAUACCUACAGCGAAGCUAAGAAGACUGCUAAACUGCAGUACGCUAUCGACGCCAUGUUCAUUGUUACACGUCUGGAGUACAGCAGACUCGCUAGAUGGGUACGCUUCGGUUUAUUGCCACUGUUUGUUUAGCAUUCGUUUUUUCUUAUUACGAUAUGUGUCUAAUCUGUUUAUGUAAUUACUUGCUUUUUUUAAUGCCUGCCACGCAGGAUAGGGAAAUCGCGGUUGUUAGUGAAAUUCACACGCGAGCGAGCCGCGAAAGAUUGGCGCGGGAGGAAGCAAAUGGUCCUUCUCCCGCCCUCGCGACUCGCUUCGCUGGACUCUUUCGAUUCUCAAAUGGAGAUAUUUAUACAAUGAAAAUAAGACCAUUUUUUGUCGAAGUUUUGCUUUGAGGUAAAAAAAAUAUAGGUAAAAAAAAUUUAGGUAAAAAAAUAAUAUUAAAAAUAUAUUAAAAAAUAUAAAAUAUAAUAAAUAAAUAAAUAAAUGGCAAGCCCCCGGAGAGAUUUGAACUCUUGACCCCUGGUUUACAAGACCAGUGCUCUAACCCCUGAGCUACGGAGGCUUGUAGUAUGUAUUUGCCAGAUUACUACUGCUUCUACUUUUCGAUUUGUCAAAGUCUCUGAUGGGCUCCUGCAUUUGCCUAUUUUUCGUGACUCUCUCCCCCCUGUUUAUUUAAAACCCGCGUUUAACUGAUCACGCUGGUCGGUUGCCAGGGCUCCCCACCUUUUCUACUACUUGAUUAUCUCAGGCUCCGUGUCUACAUUAACUACCAGAAGUUUUGUGGCAUAUGACGUUGUAAAAUGGCCUGAUCAAUUCAAAACCGCGAGAGAACUCAUGCUGAAAAUGAACUUUACAGUAUGAUUUGUUAAAAGUUAUUAUAUACUGAAAAACUACAGGAAAAAAAGUUUUUUCUUCAUGAAAAUAACAGAAAACUCUUCCCUUUUGUUUCAGAACUUAAGGGUCAAGAAUUAUUUGCCCGGUGACUGGGUCAGUGAAAAAGACCUUGCAAAAGGUAAGCUUUAAAAGGAAUUUGUCACAAGGGGUUUUUAUAUUUGAUCCUUAAUGUACAUUGUGUGUGGCCAAAGGCCAGUAAACGCGGACGUAUUUCCCGGCCUGCAGAAAUAAAAUCAACUCUCGCCUUGCGGACACCCCGAUAGUAUGGACAGCGGCCAAAUCCCUGGCAAAAAUAAAUCACGGAUGUUUGACUGAAAUAAACUUCCGCCAUUACGGGCUCUCGCUAAUGAGGGCACUAAGUCAAGGUCCCUAAGGUGUCCGCUAUAAAGGGAAUUGCCUGUACACCUUUUUUGUUUGUUUGUUUGUUUGUUUUUUUUUGCGUUUGCUGGCUAAGGUCACUCGUGCUAACUAAAAGAAAUGGCAGCGAUUGUGGGGACAUGUAAGUAAGUGGUUUUUUUUUCACCGCCGUAAGUCACUUUUUCGAGCUUCCCAGGCAAAUGUUCUUUGGACUUUGUCACGUGUGACGGCAUACCUUUUCCAGCAUUUCUUUGUUUGCUUGUUUUUUGUUGUUGUUGUUUUUUUUUUUUAAGGCUGGGAACACCAAGGGAAAUAUUACAGGGUUCAAGUCCUCUCAUGUAACAUUACCAACGUAUGAAAAAGUCUUGUUGACAUAGCUUCCUUAUCCAGCGUCCCUCAUAGGUUCUUGCUUUUUCGUAGAACUUCUGGAAUACAGUGAUGAUCGUCACCCAUGGGAAAACUUGGAAGUAAAGCUAAAUGACAUAAGGUGA
Molecule: messenger RNA, 5704 nt
Organism: Porites evermanni
Lineage: Eukaryota; Metazoa; Cnidaria; Anthozoa; Scleractinia; Poritidae
Source: the annotation of a GenBank genome assembly